AUGUCUCUCGUCAACCUUGCCUCCGUGUGCUCUCACCUGAACAAUGCCACCAAGGCACGUCUCAGUCUCACGUCGAUCCCGAACAGCAAUCUUCACCUGAAGCUGUGCCAGGCCCUUCAAAACUCCGGAUACAUAUCCUCCGUGGUUCGCGGCGGUCCGACACCACCCCCAAUCCACCCCAUUCUCGGCCAUCCAACUGCGAAUGACGAGAUCGAAGGAGUCGAGCCUAUCACUCGCGACAAUGUUGCCUCCCGUCGUCUCUGGUUGGGCCUGAAAUAUUGGCAGAAUGAGUCGGUCUUGGGCAAGGUGCAGAUGGUCAGCAAGCCCACACGCCGAAUCAACCUGAACGUUGAAGAACUGCGCCGUGUUGUUCGUGGACAUGAAGCCAACCAUGUGGAGGGACUACGUUCGCCCGGUGAGAGUCUCUAUCUCUCCACGGACCGAGGCGUUUUGGAGGCCCGUGAAUGUGUCGAAAAGAAGAUCGGAGGCUUGGUUCUCUGCAGAGUGCUUUAA
Molecule: messenger RNA, 513 nt
Organism: Penicillium oxalicum
Lineage: Eukaryota; Fungi; Ascomycota; Eurotiomycetes; Eurotiales; Aspergillaceae
Product: mitochondrial 37S ribosomal protein uS8m
Exons: 1
Coding region: 1-513 (170 amino acids)
Biological process (GO): translation
Cellular component (GO): ribosome; mitochondrion
Molecular function (GO): structural constituent of ribosome
Source: RefSeq, a predicted model, not a curated record